Messenger RNA from Hibiscus syriacus, 1009 nucleotides. RefSeq names its product transcription factor MYB54-like. The transcript is spliced from 3 exons. Gene Ontology annotation, cellular component: nucleus. The record is from RefSeq and is a predicted model, not a curated record. Gene Ontology annotation, molecular function: RNA polymerase II cis-regulatory region sequence-specific DNA binding; DNA-binding transcription factor activity, RNA polymerase II-specific. Gene Ontology annotation, biological process: regulation of DNA-templated transcription. The coding region runs from base 135 to 1007 and encodes 290 amino acids. Lineage: Eukaryota; Viridiplantae; Streptophyta; Magnoliopsida; Malvales; Malvaceae.
UCCUUUGAUUUUUACAAAGUCUCCAUUUUUCAUUUUCUUUCUUCCCAAACACACUCAUCUUCCAAUGCUUGAGACCUUAUUUCUUUGAUCAUCCGGGUUUUCUUUUCUGGAUUAAUCUUGGUUUUCUUAGAACAAUGAAUCUACAAGAGAGGAACUUUCUGGCUCUUCCUGCUGAUAAAUCUCCAAUGGGGUUUCAGAUUCCAACCUCUUCAAUGGAACAAAGCAAUAAAUGUUUGAGCUUUGAGCCAUUGCAAAUCAGGGGGACUCAAACUGUUGCUGCUGCUGGUGGUGCCAAAAAUGGGCACACCAAGCUUUGUUGUAGGGGUCAUUGGAGGCCAGCUGAAGAUGCUAAGCUAAAAGAUCUUGUAGCUCAACACGGUCCUCAAAACUGGAACUUGAUAGCUAAACAUCUUGAAGGGAGAUCAGGCAAAAGUUGUAGAUUGAGAUGGUUUAACCAGCUGGAUCCAAGGAUCAACAGAAGAGCAUUCAGUGAGGAAGAAGAAGAGAGGCUGGUAGGUGCACAUAAGGUGUAUGGCAACAGAUGGGCAAUGAUUGCUAGGCUGUUCCCUGGUAGAACUGAUAAUGCAGUGAAGAAUCAUUGGCAUGUGAUAAUGGCUAGGAAACAUAGAGAACAAUCAAGCAUUUAUAGGAGGAGGAAGCCUUCUUCUUUAGCCGCCAGUGAUCAAUCAACCAUUUCAUCAGUCUCUACUUGCACUGAUCUUGCACUCAGUCCAUCAUCAUCAGCCAAAAUGUCCCAUCAACCUUUCACUCCAUUUCACCAGAUGGGUAAAUUUGCAGGUUCACCAAGGGAAAAGGUAAAUGUGUGUUACCAACAAGGAGUAUCCAUGGGAGUGGACCAACAUGCUAACUCAUCAGAUUCUAACUCAGAAGUUUCAGCAACUGACUCAGUGGUCACAAAUAGGACCAACCACUCCCAAACUGGAGAUGGAGAUUUGAAGAUCAACAUCAUGUGCUUCAUUGAUUUCCUUGGAGUAGGAGCUUCUUAAAA